GACACUGUGAACGAUUUCGUCGAGCCGGAACUCGCUUUGUGUUUCUUUUCUCGUGGCAGCCUUUUCGAUAUAUAAACCUUUAUCAAUCCUCAUUCCCUCUAACGCCACCAUGUCCGGAGAAAUGGAAGUAGACCCGCCAGUUUCGCAUGAGCAGGAGGAAGCCCCGGCGCAAUCUGGCGGCGGCUUCGAGCCACGAACCCAGGCCGGGGCCGUUGCAGUGCGCAGUAUCGAAGGAUGGAUUGUGAUCGCCACCAACAUCCACGAAGAAGCCUCAGAGGAAGAUGUGACCGAUCUGUUUGCCGAGUAUGGAGAGAUUAAAAACUUCAACUUGAACCUUGAUCGCCGGACGGGUUAUGUGAAGGGAUACGCCUUGAUCGAAUAUUCUACUCUGCCCGAAGCUACAGAAGCCGUCAAGAACUUGAACGGGACCAAGUUGCUCGAUCAGACAAUUCAAGUUGACUAUGCAUUCGUCCGGCCGCCUCCCUCGAACAAAGGCAAGGCUGGUGGGCAAAGAGGCGGUGGUCGUGGUGGACGGGGCCGCAGCAGGAGUCGCGAGAGGAGUCGCAGCCCCGGCGCUGAUGAGAGGGAGUAAGCUAUGUCAUUCAGAUUGGUUCUGCAGACCCCUUCUACUAUUUCCGGAAUAUGUGGCGUGUUAUAGCCCCGGCAUAGUUUCUCUUUCUGUUUUCCACAUGUCCCAGUUCACCUGCGUCGGUUUUUUUUUUUUCAUGAGAAGGUUAUGCCACGGUUGAGAAUCAUGAAGACGUUGGUUCUGGUUUCGACUUCUACGCACCGCUUCGAUAGGCAUUGAUUACUAGGGUGAAUGUGCUUCCGGCCAGCAUUAUCUCUUGUGGGGCCUUCAUAGGGUCGUUGUCUGACGGGGAUGGUUAUCCAAAGAGAUACAUGCUGGCGUCAUGAUCUAAUAGCAAUCCGAAAAAGCUCCAAUUAGUAUGAUUUCGCAUUACUAGGAUAUCCAAAAAGUUGACUAAUAGUUGAUUCCGCGUGAUAACGCAUGAUAUGCAAUGAUCCGUGCAGCUUUUGUCUUAAUUUGCUUGCUUUUAGCUCCAUACUUCUGUGUUAGCGCAACCGCGAC
Messenger RNA from Aspergillus caelatus, 1090 nucleotides. RefSeq names its product RBM8 family RNA-binding protein. The transcript is spliced from 3 exons. The record is from RefSeq and is a predicted model, not a curated record. Gene Ontology annotation, molecular function: mRNA binding. The coding region runs from base 110 to 592 and encodes 160 amino acids. Gene Ontology annotation, biological process: RNA splicing. Lineage: Eukaryota; Fungi; Ascomycota; Eurotiomycetes; Eurotiales; Aspergillaceae. Gene Ontology annotation, cellular component: nucleus; cytoplasm; exon-exon junction complex.